UUCUUGCACCCUAAAGACAUCAAGAAUAAAGAAAAUCCAAAUAUACAAUCGAAAUUCUCUUAUUUUCACCUUUUAAUUUGAUUGUGUUCUUGAAGGGUUGCUACACGUAAUGGAUGAAAGGAAGAUUAAACUUCACAUUUUAUUACUCUCUUUCUUACUCAUCUCCUUAGUUCCUUCGAUUCUCGGAUUCAAAAUGAGAGGCACUACUAGAUCUGAGCUGGGAGCACUGCACGGAGGAGAGUACUUCCCGGCGAUGAAGAGCAGGAAGCUGAUGGUUACAGUUUUGGAAGUUGAUUAUUCAGGUGGUUAUGAUGAUGGAGCCUCUUCAGCAUCACCAUCACCACCAGUGCCUGAUUAUGAUGAUGACAUCUAUAAAAGGCAAGGUGAUGUCCCAAGCCCCGGUAUUGGCCAUAGAUGAUACUUUUUUCGUGUGUAGUCUCUACACAUACACAUUUCAGCAUUUUGCGUUAUAUAUAUACCCAUACAUGUUGUUUAGUUGUUCUUCAUAUUGUUUUUGUCCUACGAGGUCGUCUUCUCAUAUACACAUUUUAUGUUGCUCUUUUUUUUCAUUUUGGUAUAUAUAUAAAUUUUAAUUAUGUUUUUUUUUUUGUAAUAUAAAUA
Molecule: messenger RNA, 621 nt
Organism: Eruca vesicaria subsp. sativa (arugula)
Lineage: Eukaryota; Viridiplantae; Streptophyta; Magnoliopsida; Brassicales; Brassicaceae
Source: the annotation of a GenBank genome assembly